GGAGGCCCGAUAGAAGGCCACUGGGUGUCGCUCUGGAGCAAGAAAUGGCGCUGCGUCUCCCCCUCCCCUAAACAUCUCCUCUGAGUGUAUGCAUGUGUGUGAAUGUGUAGCGCCGAGAAAGUAAGUCUGUGUUUCCAGCUGACUGCUCGCUCGCUCUCUCUCACUGUGUGUGUGUAUGUGUGUGUGUGUUGUCAUUAUUAUUAUCCAGUCUGCUCCCAGCUCAGAAUGGCCAGAUUCACUCAGACUGAGACAAGAAGGGAGCAGCACCCACAGCCGCCCCAUCCCGCUUACUCCAGCCUGUUUCUCACUGGACCCGGGGCAGCACCGACCCAACAUCCACUCCUCCUAAUCCCGCACCAGCACCAGUACGCUCAGAUCCCAUUUCCUAAACCCAUGAACGGGUCAGAAUCCAUCUCCAUUCAUCCGGAGAACGGCACCAUGAAAGACCAAGAUGCCAUAAAACUGUUUAUCGGGCAAAUACCGCGGAACCUCGAGGAAAAAGACCUGAAACCAUUAUUCGAACAGUUUGGGAAAAUCCACGAAUUGACAGUAUUAAAGGACCGAUACACCGGCAUGCACAAAGGCUGCGCGUUCCUCACCUACUGCGCCCGCGAGUCGGCCAUCAAAGCCCAGAACGCCCUCCACGAACAGAAGACACUGCCGGGGAUGACUCGUCCCAUCCAGGUGAAGCCAGCUGACAGCGAGAGCCGUGGAGAAGACAGGAAGCUGUUCGUCGGGAUGCUGAACAAACAGCAGACUGAGGAGGACGUGUACCGUCUUUUCGAGCCCUAUGGAGUCAUCGAGGAGUGUACGGUGCUAAGAGGUCCGGAUGGAAAUAGUAAAGGCUGUGCCUUUGUAAAGUUCUCCACACACGCUGAAGCACAGUCUGCAAUCAGCGCCCUGCAUGGCAGUCAAACCAUGCCAACUGGCUCCGAUUCUCUCCUCCCUCAGGGUGCGUCGUCCAGUCUGGUGGUCAAGUUUGCCGACACGGACAAGGAGCGCACCGUCCGCCGCAUGCAGCAGAUGGUGGGCCAGUUUGGCAUCUUCAACCCUGCCAUUGCCCUGCCCUUUAGCACCUACAGCACCUACGCGCACGCGCUGAUGCAGCAGCAAGCGGCCCUCAUGGCUGCUAGUCACGGUGGCUACCUGGCACCCAGCGUGGCCUUUCCCACCACCCAGAUCCACCAGAUGGGGGCGCUCAAUAUCAACAGCCUGCCACCCACCCCCAUGACCCCGGUGUCGGGUGAGUUUCAUCAGACACUGGGCCUCAGCUCACCGCCUGCCAACAUCACCACAUCAGCCGUCCCCAGCAUUGUCACUCCUAUUGUCAACGGCUUUACCAGCAUCCCUCACCAGCCCAACGGACACCCUGCGGUCGAGGCCAUGUACACCAACGGACUGCCCACUUAUUCUACCCAAAGCCCCACGGCUGCAGACACCCUACAACAGGCCUUCACCGGGGUGCAGCAAUAUACAGCCAUCUACCCAGCGACCACACUGACCCCUAUCGGCCAAAGCCUGCCACAGCCACCACAAGUCAUUCAACAGCAGCAGCAGAGAGAAGGUGAGGGUCCAGAGGGCUGCAACCUCUUCAUCUACCAUCUACCGCAGGAAUUUGGUGACAACGAGCUCAUGCAGAUGUUCCUUCCGUUUGGUACAGUCAUCUCCUCUAAGGUCUUCAUGGACAGAGCCACCAACCAGAGCAAAUGUUUUGGCUUCGUGAGCUUCGACAACCCAGCAAGUGCACAGGCUGCUAUCCAGGCCAUGAACGGCUUUCAGAUCGGCAUGAAGAGGUUGAAAGUGCAGUUAAAACGGCCGAAGGAUGCGAGCCGCCCGUACUGACAGGGCCCAACCCACACACGGCUCUCAGCAACAGCACAGGAUUUGAAGAGUGAAAUCUCAAAAGGAAUUUAACUUUUUCUUUCAAAACAAACAAGAACAACAUGAAGGGAUUUUUUUGAAGACAUAUCGGCGUUUAUUUUCGGAAGAUGUUCGGUACAGAGGAGGGGUUGCAGGUGAACCGGCACCCGUGGACAAACCACACUCGGCACAGUGCACGAAAGACAAGUGGAAGAUCUAUCUAAAGACAGAGAACUCGACAUGUCCUGUCUCUCUCUGGGCAAAGCACCAUCAGUCAAGCAACAAACAAAAAAAAAAAAGAAAAAAACGAGUGAGAACAACUUCAAUUUCUAUAUACAUAUUAUACACACAUAUGCUAUUUAAAGGAAGAGGCGCUUAUGGCUUUUAUUACACUGGACAAAUGAGGGUUAAACUUGAACACCGAGGAAAAAUGCAGUGGAAAAAAAGAAGCUCUUGUCCCGCUAGUGGACUUUAUUUCUCUUUUCCUCUUACCUUUUCUUCUGUCGUCGUCUUUCAGCAAACGCAGGACUUUCCAAGCCCUCAGUGAAACUGAUAAAUCUUUCACCCCAAAGGGACCAAAGGACCAAACAUUUUUAUUCCUCAACAGAAAUAUAUGGUAUUAAUAACAAUACUAAUACUACAAACUACUACUAACAACAUAAGUUUAAAGAAAAGAAAAAAAGCAUAAAUAUUCGCUUCAGGUCGGAAGAGGAAAGGGAUUUUGAUUUCUUUUCCUUUUACAUUUAUAGCUACUGGGUUUCAGAAUAUUUAAACAAAAUAGAAAAAAAAGAAGAAGAAAAAACAGUAUUUUAAAAGCUAUACUAUUUUAGUGGGGUAGAAUAUGUGGAUUGGAGAUUGUUAGGAGCAUGUUCAGCCAUUUUUUAUCCAUGAAGAAAAAAAAAAACAAGGGGGGAAACUGUCCAUCAUCCAUUGUUUUUUUUUUUUUUUUUUGCUCUGAGGUUCCUUGGAUGUCAAAAAUAGGCCCACAUUCCAGAGAACAAAUGCUGAGUAUAACUAUAUAUGCAUGUGCUAAGGGAUGCUGGUUUAGUGAAGCCUUGGGCAGUUAUUCAGUACACAUAAACAACCAUAUUUAUCCGAUGAAAGCUUUACUUAUCAAGCAGAAUAAGUACCUGUGGCUUCAACGCAAACUAUCCGCAAUAUAACAGCUAUACCAAUUCACAGGUAAAUAAUACAGAAAACACAGUUAACGCUUGACAGGGAUUUAUUUAUUUAUUUAUUUAUUUAUUUAUUUUUGCACUUUUUCAACUGAAGCGGUUCUAGUUUGAUUCAUCAGGUCUACGAUCGUGCUUCGCGAAGUAAUGCUCAACUUUACCAUUAACCAUUUUCAUAUAAUCCAUUUUAUGCAUCUUUUAAGAACAUACUCAUCUAACAGUUGUGCCAAAUGCUGAAUAUCAUCUGACAAAGCACAUUGGUAAGUAAGCCAAGCAGUUACAAAGAUACCAAGCCUUAAUAAACCCUUAUACAAGCCACAAAAUGAGGUUCGUUACAGACCUUCUGAAGGGACAAACUUGUUAUUGCUUACAACUUCUGAAGCACAUCAGAAUUUUACAGGGACCUAGCAUCAAAUAAAAGAAUCAAAUUUAGCUUCGGAAACCUGCACAAUCAGUUCCACAUUAACGUUCAUUUCGCUAAUAAAUGAGUUUAAGAUAUAGAAAACGCCGGGGGACGAAUCGUGGGAUCUGCAGAUAACCCAUAUUUCUAAGAAUACGCUUCUCAGGCUGGUAUGGAUUAGCUUGACGCUAACUGUUUGCAAGGGUCUAAUGAGCAGCCUGUAAAGAGCUCGUGAACAGCUUGCAAAUAGCUGCAAUGGGGGUUACGGUUACAGCAAACUGAUCCAUCAAUAAAAAAAGCCAGAAAGAGUCUGACAUUAUGGUGUACGUAACCACAGCUGUUGCUUUGCUCUCAGAAAAGUCGCAAAUAUACACCACUCUAAAGCGCUUGACAAUAAUCUUAAAGACCCCAUGAAAUCAAAUCAAAAUUUGAGUUUUGUGGUGCUUCGUUUGUGUGUUAGCUCUGAGGCUAAUGCUAGCUGUCAAAACAACACCACAAUCUGAAAUGUACAGUCUUUUGGUAAAAUCGACCUAAAUAAUAAUGACUACAAAUUUUUGUCCAAUCAAAAGCUCUGGAAUGAAGUAAGAGCUGGUGGAUGUUUGUUAGCUUUGAUGUCAGUUCUAGUGUACACGAGUGUACUAGUUUUUAGAGCAGUACGUUUUUCGUUA
Molecule: messenger RNA, 4100 nt
Organism: Carassius carassius (crucian carp)
Lineage: Eukaryota; Metazoa; Chordata; Actinopteri; Cypriniformes; Cyprinidae
Product: CUGBP Elav-like family member 5
Exons: 12
Coding region: 103-1842 (579 amino acids)
Biological process (GO): regulation of alternative mRNA splicing, via spliceosome; mRNA splice site recognition
Cellular component (GO): nucleus; ribonucleoprotein complex; cytoplasm
Molecular function (GO): mRNA binding
Source: RefSeq, a predicted model, not a curated record